Molecule: messenger RNA, 720 nt
Organism: Symbiodinium necroappetens
Lineage: Eukaryota; Dinophyceae; Suessiales; Symbiodiniaceae
Source: the annotation of a GenBank genome assembly
AUGCGUGGUGCCAACAGGGCGCAGACCGGUCCUGCACUCAGCUUGCGAAGUUAUGCGUCGGCACAGGCAGGUGGAACUCCAGAAGGCCUAUGUCCCUUCAGAGGACACCUAAAUCGGUACUGGAAGCAAACUUUGAGAAACGUGCAGGGCGGCUGUCCUUCUAAGGUUUCUAGAGUGCCACUCGGAAUGGCGCUGAGUGAGGAUGACUUCGAGCAUCUGCUGGGCCAGCUGCACACUGCUCACGUGCUGGAAGUGCAGCGGCUGAGGGAACAGGUCCGGGGCUUCCAAAGAGCCAGCUCCAAGGAGCGAAUGCGCUCCGAAGCAGAGGCGGAGGACGAGGUCCGAAGAAGCUUCCAGGAGGAAGAGAUACGGGCCGACUCCCCCGACGAGCUGGAGGUGGACUCCAAGGUCUGGAGCCAGGGCAAGAAACGUGGCCUGAAAAGGCAGAAGAAGUGGCGAUCUUCCUCGGAUUUGCAGUGGCAAGGGCAGCUGCGGCCCUUCCUGGCGAAGUGCAUCAAGCGCCCCGCCGUGGACUGCACCAUGAGCUUCCUCAUCUUCUGCAACGCCUUGAUCUUCGCCGUGGAGGCCCAAUACCGCGGCUUCGAAUUCGCGGAUGCCGCGAACUUCCGCGGAGCGCCGAACGGCCAGCAGAAUCUUGGCCGCAGACAGAUCUUGAGGCUGCUCAGGCUGAGGGGUUCGGCUUCGGGGCUGUUGGACUGA